AUGGCCAUCACUGUGACAUCUCUACAGACCAUCGUCUCCACAGGGGCCUCGGCAACUCAGACCUCAACCCUCGCGACGACGUUGACCAUCACACCGAACCCGCUGACCACAGCCUUUGAGCCGCCGUCUUACUGCACCCAGAGCUACCUCUCAAAUUGCCAGACCGACGCCGUCUCCGGGAAGCUACCAUGCUUUGUCUCCGUCUACCCCGAGGGGGUGUGCGAUAGCAACGGCCAGUCCUGUUAUCCUCCAGUCCCAGGCGUGCUGGACAACACGUAUCUGUACUCGCCCGGUCUGAGCUGUCCGAGUGGGUGGUCGACCGCGUGGAAGGAGGUCCGGACGCCCGGCGGCGAAGAUGAAGAGACCACGGCGCAUUGCUGCCCGACCGGACUCACUGUCACGACAUACGGGAUUUACUCAACCUGGUGCGAGGGGACAGUCACCGCAGGCGAGGAGACGAUGAUCGUCAACGGCCUGUCGCAGUGCCCCUCCUCGACGACAGCCUUCACCUUCGGCCCGGACAACGCCGUCCAGCUAACCUGGGUCAACGUCGACUCGACGACCAUGUCCAUAUCCGGCGACGCCGUCUUCACCGUCUCAGCCGAGCGCGUCGCCCUGCUCUACCGACCGUCCGACGUGGCAGCCGCAGGGGCCUCAGCAAGCGCCGGCAGCGGCUCACCGGGCUCAAACUCGGGGUCAUCCGGCUCGGGCUCGUCGGCCUCGGGGUCAGACUCGGGCCUGUCAGCCGGCGCGGUAGCAGGCAUAGCCAUCGGCGCCGCGGCGGUCGGUAUAAUCGCCGUCCUGGCCUUCUUCUGGUUCUUUCUCCGCCGUCGCAACGGCGCCCCGCGUCGCGCCGUGCAAUAUGAGGCUGGAGACGUUCACCCCGCGCCGGGGGCAGCUCACCUGGCGAGCCAUAUCCCUACCGGAGCUGAGCAUGAACUGAAAGCCACAAACUCCGUGGCCACGCGUCAGGUAUCUGGAACCCACCCUGCACCGAACGCAACGGAGCUCCAGGGCAGCACACCCCACGCGCCUCCAUGGGCGCCCGCGUCACAGCAGCAUGGCGAGGCGGGUAUGAACUCGUCACAUGGCGGCGGAAUGCCCGGCCCCGGGGAGGUCUCGACCUCGAAUGACUAUCAUCAGCUCUCGGGAACCUUUGAAAGAGGCCAGGGCGUCAUGGAUAACUCGAGGCAGAACACGCCUGUCUACCUUGUGGGCCGUGGUGCCGGGGGGGAGGGGGUAUCCGCCGGAGAAGGGGAGCGGGUGGUGAGUGUAAUGUGUACGAAGGGAAGAUAA
Diaporthe citri is the source of this 1296-nucleotide messenger RNA. RefSeq lists its product as uncharacterized. The record is from RefSeq and is a predicted model, not a curated record. The transcript is spliced from 2 exons. Lineage: Eukaryota; Fungi; Ascomycota; Sordariomycetes; Diaporthales; Diaporthaceae. Bases 1 to 1296 code for a protein of 431 amino acids.